AUGCCUCCAAGUCUCGGGGUUCUCGAUAUCUCCGCCCUCGCCAAGGUGACACGGGAUGUAUACAACCAAUGCCAUCUCCUCGCGAAGGGCGCUCCCGAAGGAUUCCAGAAGCUGAUAACUGAGCUGGGCUCGUUACAUGGCAUUUUGUGCACCUUCGGUGACAAGUUGUGUUCCAAUGCAUCCUUCUUCGAGAAGAUGGAUAAGGAUCGCAAACAGACAUUAGAACGAUCGCUCGGUACUUGUCUCGCGACGCUACAGCGAUUGAAAGAACUCCUUAACCCGUUCAAAAGCUUUGAGACUGGUGAUUGCAAUGGCUUCUGGCAAAAGAUUAGAUGGGCGGCGCAACGAAAUCAGAUUGAGGAUAUCAGAUCUAAUAUCAUGGUGCACGCUUGCAAUCUGAGCCUAUGUAUAAAUUCUAUGGGGAAUGACUCGCUUGUUCGUAUAGAAAAAAGAAUGGUUCUGGCGAUCGAAGAGGAUAAACAGAUUGUUCUCAGCACAGAGGCGUCACCUGUUCGGGAUACAGACUCCGUUGUCUCACCGAUGAGCCCAGGCCUAGGCGUGGUGGAACUACCAGCUAACAACGAAGAAGAGUGCGAAAUCAAUAUAAUCAAGGAGGUUCGUUCCAGAAUGGCGGAGCUGGCUAAUAAUAGGAGCUCUAUGGGGAGCAGCAGCAAGGUCAGACAUGCAUCCAUAUCCUCCGAAUCGGCGAUAACUGAAUCCGAUGAUUCGCUCCUCGACGUUAACUCGCGGACUUCUUGGUUAUCCUUGAGUACCUCACCAUUCCUACCUCAGGCCCGAAUAAAUCAUAGGCGAAUGCGCAGUGAGCAGCUUCUCUUUGGCGGCUUCAUUGACGGUCGGGCAAUCGAUGGUGGAAUAUGGGCGAAUGACCCCGACUUGACGGAGAAACAAGUUGUACAUCACAGUCGAUCCUACUCAGAUGCUGGCUAUGGUAAUCCUCAGGUUAUCGAGGCCGUGACGUCGGCUAUGCAACAUGUUCGUGAUGUGCGACACCAGGAGCAUAUCCCAAGGCCAAUACGUUUUGAGCCGCAGAACCAACUACACAGACCAACUGCAGAAACGUUAAAAAUAUUCGAGGCAUCAGUGAAUGAAGGGUUGCAGAUCACGAGGCUAAUCACAAGAGACUGGCUUCGCGUGGCGACUUGGUGGUUGUUAAAAGCGCGCGCAACUUUAGCAAAUUGCAACAGACAUAGCUAUGUCAGUGCCCGUAGUAGUCUGAGUCCCUCCAUGGAAUCAAGAUCAACGAGUCACCAAGCUUAUCUUGAUCUCCUCAAGGCUUCAUACAUUCUGUACGAUAUUGCUCUAGAGGAAGAUGUUUCUUCUGGUAUUUUGGUUGAUGAGGAUCGCAAGUCAAUUCUCGAGCUUUCUGAAGGUAUCAACGAAGAGCUUUCCCAAUAUACCUCCAUCGACAUCCCCGAACCGUCGACUUUACACGCCCAAAACCAUGCCAUUUGGGAGUCCAUGCAGCCGGAGGAAAUAUGGGAUGGCGGCAUUGAUCUAGACCUUGGCUUAGAUAAUCUGCGCUGGAUUGCCGUCGAUCUAGAGGAUGCAGGUAGCGAGCAUGAAAAGGUCCUAUACCGCACCUUUGUCAACGCCAGCAUCGGGGGCAAAAGGUCCCGCGUGCGCGCCAAGGGCACUCCCUACAUGCUCUUGUUGGUAACACGAGAAGGUGAAAGCGAACCCAAAAUAGUUUUUUGCAACCAAAGUGGCACUUUGUGUCUUGAACGGGACUUUGUACUGGAUGAUCUACCGCCCCUUGUUUACUUAUCAAAUGCUGCUUUGACCGGCUUCCCUAGCGCUCGAGUCUCAGAACCUGUGCCAUUCAAAUUUGAGAAUAUGAGCAUUUCGAUCUCUUUUCAAUUUGAUGGGGAUCUCGCACAAUUCAUCAAUAUUCCAAAAGCUUACUUUGACGCCGUAUGGCAGAGAGAGCCCGUCGAUGCAACCGAAUUUACGGAGAGCGUUAUUUUCAAGGCCUCAGUUGAUAUAUUCGAGCAGUUGAACACGCCGACCAUGAAAUCAAUGAACCCAUCUGUCGUGGUGAAAUCCUGCGAGGUGCGCAUUCUGGAACGGUCUUUCGGGGAAGCCUGGCGGUCUAUCCGGCGCAUGGUGAUCACGUCCUCCGCUGCUGAGAAGUCCCCGGGGACUAUGGAGCUUUUUAUGCCUCUUAGUGUAGUUCAGAUCAACCGAGGGAAAAUGUCCCUCCAGGUGCUCUUACAGUGGUCUGACACAUGUCAGGCACGAUCUGAUAAGACCGAUGGGAAUUACAAUACCUUGCAUUCCUACGUGUACGAUAACACUGCUCCAAAUAUCGGUGUCGGUCUACAAUUCAGCUCACAUCACGAGGCGGAAUAUUUUGAAAAAGCCGUCCUAGAAAUGAACUUGCGUCCGGAGUUUUCCUGGUCGUGGUCUAGUGGCUCCGGUCUCAUCUACAACGUGGUUGAUGCUGGCACUGAGCACAAGCAAUACAAAGCUGUACUAUUAUUCCGGACCCGUGCAUCAUGGCGAUAUUCAGACCUGUACUAUAUUUAUCGUGAUGCCGACUAUUCAUACGAUCACUCCUCGUUCAGCAUCCAUUUCCCGCGCGCCUACUGCACAGACUACCUCUCAACUCACGUCGAUCAGCUCUAUCAUCCAGAAAGCCCUGUCAUGUUCUCCUAUUGUGAUAAGAAAUUCAGCCAAAUAACCAUCGAGUUUGGCAAUGACCUUGAAGCCCGCUCAUUCCUCAGCUCCCUCUCUCCUCUGUACGAACUCCUCUACUCUCGGCGUAUCCACUCCCUAUCAACAAAAGGCAAUACCCUCUUUGGGUUCCAAAUGUCCGGCAAGGGUAACGCUGAUAUCCAACUAUGGCGUCGGGGAACGACUUUCCAACUUGCAGCACGGUGGGACGACUCCGUGCCAGACAAGUGGCUUACCAUGACUGUUCCGUCAGAGUUCAUCGAUUCCUCAAAAGAGAAUAGCCGGGUCAUCUUUCCGCGUCUUCCAUACUUGCGUGGUACGACACUAGACAUGAUGAAUGUUAUGGCUCGGAGUCCUAAGACCUCUAAUAUCAAAAACAAAGAGGGUACCGUGUCAAUCUCAUUUCAAACAAGCAAAGACCGAGACGAGUUUCUAGCUGUAUUACAAGGGCAGCAAUUGCCGAAGUUCCUAUAA
Messenger RNA from Penicillium robsamsonii, 3168 nucleotides. RefSeq lists its product as uncharacterized. The record is from RefSeq and is a predicted model, not a curated record. The transcript is spliced from 6 exons. Bases 1 to 3168 code for a protein of 1055 amino acids. Lineage: Eukaryota; Fungi; Ascomycota; Eurotiomycetes; Eurotiales; Aspergillaceae.